Messenger RNA from Capsicum annuum, 7914 nucleotides. RefSeq names its product protein FLOWERING LOCUS D. Gene Ontology annotation, molecular function: protein binding; oxidoreductase activity. The transcript is spliced from 7 exons. The record is from RefSeq and is a predicted model, not a curated record. Bases 4747 to 7614 code for a protein of 955 amino acids. Lineage: Eukaryota; Viridiplantae; Streptophyta; Magnoliopsida; Solanales; Solanaceae.
CGUUCGAUUUUACUUGUAACUAUUUCACUUUUUGGGUUCAACUUAAUAUGAGAAGGAUUGCAACUUGUAGCAUUUUUCGUAUACUUUUCGACCAUCUAAAUUUUGAACUUAAAAUAUGAAAUUAUACACCUUGAAUUUAAAAAGCGAAACAGUGACAAGUAAAAUCGAACAAAAGGAAUAUUAUUGAGUAUUUUUUUGUGUUGGGUAUGUAAGUAAAAAAUAUUAUGGUAAAAGGUAGAUUCUGCACUGUCCCGUGUUGCCAUAUUAUUCCUCUCCUUUGUACCCGGAUUUGCUACACUUGACCGUUAUGAUUCUAUUGUAAUUUUCCCCAAAUUCCCCAAUUUACCGGCUUUCCUGAUUCUUUCCGGAUUUUAGUUACAGUUGGUCAGUAGUUAAGACAGGGAGGUCAGUUAAACAGUUAGAGGAAAAGUUAGUUACAACUAAAUUUUGAAACUUGACCUGUAUAAGUUGCAAUUAAGGAUUCGAUUGUAAUCGGUUUUUCAAUCUCAGAAAAGAUCAAUAAACUUCUUUUUCUCUUUCUUAGAAAUCUAGAGUUCUUAAGCUCUUGGGAGAGCUGUGCAAGGGCAAUUAUACCAUUUUUGCUCUUUGGGCUAUCUCGUUUUCAUUACACUUUUUCACUGAAUAAUCAAGGGUCCUAUCAGCGGUAUUAGUGCUUUCUAUUCUCUGACUAUCUCCACGGGAGAUCAUAACACAAGAAUGAAAGAAAUUCGUAGGGAGGUUGAUAAUCUCAAAGCUCAAUUGAGGGAGCAGACAGUUUAGUUGCCGGAACUCGACAGGCUGUCAAUGAGCGAGUUGAGCAGGCCAUGAAUGAGAUUAGAAGGAUGUUUGUGGAGAUUCGAAAUGGAGGUCCAAUUCCUCAGCAAGGGGAGGGAGAGAGGGAAUGCAGGAAGGUCGUGACAAUGGCAGACAGAGGAACUAAUAGAUGUACACUAGAUAUUUUUAGGUAGAAUUUCCAAAAUUCGAUGGGGAAGGGUUAAGGGAUUGGUUGUAUAAGUGUGACCAAUUUUUCAAUAUAGACGAUACCCCGAUGAAUCAAGGGUGAAGUUAGCAUCCUGCAAUCUAGAGGAUAAAGCUUUACAGUGGAUCAAGCCUACAUGAAGAGCAGGUUAACCUGAGAGUGGCCCCGGUGAGGUUAGUAUUUGAGGUGCCUAUAUUCUAGAUUUGGGGCUGAGCUUUUCGAUGACCCAAUGGGAGAUUUCAAAGACUUGAAAUAGGUGGGUACUGUCCAGGAAUACAUAGAUCUGUUUGAUGAAUUGUUGACUAGGGUAGAAUUGCCAGAAGACUAUGUGGUGAGUUGUUUUAUCAGGGGUUUGAAGCCAGAAAUUUGCUACCUGGGAAGAUGUUGGCUCGUAGAAUCCUAUCUAACGCUAUGAGUUCGGCAAAAAUUCAUGAACAGACGUUGAUAGUGCAAAAACAAGUGUUUACCACUUCUGAAAUACUACCUAAUCCAAAUAACAACUCCAAAUUUCUUACCACAAAUACUUCUUCAUUCCAAAAUCCCAAUACUCCAGUUAGAAAUGCCCAACCUCUCACCAAAUCUCAAUCAAAUACUGGCCCCCAAAAUAACUACAGUAAUGCUAAACUGUUGAUACCUAAAGAAAUGGAUGAGAGGAGUAAAGGAUUGUGUUUUAACUGUCAUGAAAUACUCCUUUGUCCAUGUUUGUAAAGGGAAGAGACAACUCUUUUUCAUGGAGGUGGAAAAGGGGGAAGAGCCUGCAGAAGUCAUGGAAGAAGAGGCUAUGGUGGAUACUGCUGAACUCUUAUCUAUGAUGGGGCAGAAUUUUGAGACAGAUCAGGAGGGAGCUAUUUUACCUCAUAUUUCAGUCCGUGCCAUGAAUGGAAUUCAUGACUUUAGAACCAUGAGAGUGACGGUAAAGAAAGGCAAUUCAGGUUUUGAUAGAUACGGGAAGUACACACAACUUCCUCAACCUAGAGACAACUAAAAAAUUAGGAUGUUUGUUGACUACUAUUUCUCCUUUUGAUGUAUCUAUAGCUAAUGGGAAGAAUUUCCAGAGCAAUUAUGUCGGCAAGAAUUUGACAUGGAAGAUGCAGGGUUCACUUUUGAAUCAGAUAUGUUGACCUGGCCUUUAGGAGGUUGUAACAUGUUAUUGGGAAUCCAGUGGUUGAUCUCUUUAAGUGAUGUUCUGCGGAGCUUCAAGAAGCUAAAGAUGGCGUUUAGUGUGAAAGGUCAUAAGGUAUCUUUGAGGGGCAUGCAACCUCCUGACAACAAGGUGCUUCAGUAGGAUGGAAUGACCAAACUGUUGGCCGAACCUCUUGAGCUUUGUAUGAUUUUUGUAGGGGAUAUUCAAAAAGGUACCCUCACAACCAGAUGUUAGCUUGUGAGAUGCAGGAAGAAGUACAAGAAUUGCUGCAAGAUUACAGACAAUUGAAUGACUGCACAGUUAAAAAUAAGUUUCCAAUUCCUAUCAUUGAAGAAUUACUUAAUGAAUUACGCGGCGCUAAAAUCUUUAAUAAGUUGGAUUUAAGGUCUGGUUACCAUCAGAUCAAAAUGUUUGAGCUGAUAAUCCAAAAACUGCUUUUAGAACUCACUAUGGACGCUGAGUUUUUGGUCAUGCCAUUUGGCCUAACAAAUGCACCUUCCACUUUCCAAAGUCUUAUGAAUCGGAUUUUUUACAAGCAUCUCAGGAACUUCAUCUUGGUAUUUUUUAUUAACAUCUAGUGUAUAGCCCCACAAUGUCUGAUCACUUGAUCCAUCUGAGAACUACUUUUCACAUUUUGAGAGAUCAAACCUUAUUUGUCAUGCAAAGUAAAUUUACUUUUGGAGUCUCACAGAUGCACUAUGUAGGCCAUGUUAUUUCUGGGCAAGGGGUGGUUAUGGAUCCACACAAGGUGGAAGCAGUAGUGAACUGGCCCUGCUAGUAACCCUUAAACAGCUUGGGGGUUUUCUAGGAUUGGUUGGAUAUUAUAGAAGAUUUAUAAAAGACUAUGGCCUUAUUGCCAGACCUCUACAUGGUUUGUUGAAGCAAGGAAAAUUUAGGUAAAUGGGGAAGCAACUACAACAUUUGAGGCACUCAAAACAACUAUAACUUCAGCACCAAUGCUUACUCUCCCAGAUUUCUCUUUGGAAUAUGUAAUUGCGACUGAUGCGUCUGGUGGAGGCAUAGGAGCUGUGUUAACACAAGGAAAGAAACCAAUUGCCAUUUUCAGUCAGGGUAUAUGUGACGAGAAUAAGGCCCUAUCAGUCUAUUAGAGAGAACUUCUUGCUCUAGUAUCAGCAGUUCAGAGAUGGAGACAAUACCUACUUGGUAGGAAUUUUGUGAUCAAAACUGAUCAUCACAGCCUCAAGUACUUGUUGGAGCAGAAAAUUAGCCAACUUAAAUAGUUGAUCAAACUGUUAGGCUAUGACUACAACAUUGAUUACAUGAAAGGAAGGAUAACACUGUGGCUGUUGCUCUUUCAAGACUAGACAGUUCUAUCCCACUUAAUAGCAUCUCUAGGGAUUCAAUUUGAUCUUCUGGAAGAGGUUAAUCAGUCUUGGAUAUCAGGUCCUACAUUGAAGAAGUUGAUGCAGAUUAUUCAAGUUGAUACAACAACGACAACAUACCCAGUAGAUUAUUCAAGCUGAUCUUCCACAAAAACCUUAUUUCAAGUUCCAUGCUGGUAUUUUGACUAGAAAGGGCAAAUUAAUGGUGGGAGUCGGAUGAGCAUUUAAGGAAGAAAUUCUUGAGUUUAACAUGGAAGUGCCCUGGGAGGACAUUCAGGGAUCAAAGCAACUCUGCUGAGGUUGAGACGGGAUUUUUACUUGAAAAGGAUGAAACAGGAAGUUUACACGUUUGUAAGGCAGUGUGAUGUAUGCCAGCAAUGCAAAGGGGUGAGUAUUUCCUACCUGGUUUAUUGCAGCCCCUACCCGUCCCGCUGGAGUUUGGCAGGACAUUUAAAUGGAUUUUAUUGAAGGACUACCACCUGUGGCUGGAAAGAAGGUGAUCUUUGUAGUAGUGGAAGAUUAAGCAAAGCUACUUUUUUCUUACCCCUUAAACAUCCAUACUCAGCUUUGGAUGUGGCUUAGCUGUUCAUGAAUGUGAUUUUUAGGCUGCAUGGCAUGCCUAAAUCCAUUAUCAGACAGAGACAGAGAUGCUGUCUUCACAAGUAGAUUUUGGAUGGAGCUCUUUACUCUUCAAAAGGUUUCACUCUUGACCUCUACUGCAUAUUAUCCUCAGACUGAAGUGGUUAACAGGUAUUUGGAGGGCUAUCUAAGAUGCAUGACAUUUGAGAAACCUAAGAAGUGGCCUAUGUGGUUGCCUUUGGCUGAGUGGUGGUACAAUACCACUUUCCAUUCCUCAACCAAGAAGACCAGACCCCAUAUGAGAUUGUGUAUGGUCAACCAUCACCUCCACUACUACCUUACCUGGCUCUGCACUCUCAGAUAGAUGUUAUUGACAGAAGUUUGAUGGCUAGGGAACUACUUUAAGGUUUCUCAAAGCUUGUCUGGCCAGGCUCAGUGCAGAAUGAAGGAUCAAGCUGAUAAAGGUAGAACUAACAGGUGUUACAAUGUUUGUUGAUUGGGUUUACAUCAAAUUACAACCUUAUAGACAACUUUCACUCAAGUCCCAUUCCUUUCAAAAGUUGGCAGCUAAACUUUUUUUGGACCCUAUCAGAUUAUUGCUAACCUUGGGUGUGUUCUACUGGUGCCUGAGGCGGUCCUAGAUAUGGGAUUAAUUCAGAAGAAAGGUCGAGCUGUUUCUCAAUGGCUUAUCAAGUGGUUUAAUGCUCCUGAGGAAGAUAGCACCUGGGAAGAUCACCACACUUUCUGUCAACAAUUUCCUCAUUUCCAUCCUUGAGGACAAGGAUGCUAUGAUGGGGGAGUAUUUUUAUCAUUCUACUUUUAACAAAACCCUUGUGGAGAAUUCGAAUCGUGUGCGUAAUUUGACUGCUAGAACAAAUGCUACUUCUUCUGAUGCUUCGGAUGAGAUUAUUGUAAUUAACAAAGAGGCUACAACUGAGGCAUUAAUUGCUUUAACUGCGGGGUUUCCAGCUGACUCCUUGACUGAUGAGGAAAUCGAGGCUAAAGUUGUUUCUGUAGUGGGUGGUAUCGAACAGGUUAAUUACAUUCUUAUUAGAAACCAUAUACUUACCAAAUGGCGAGUAAAUGUAUCCACUUGGAUAACGAAAGAGAUGUUCGUUGACGUUAUACCUAAGCAUUGUUGUGCUUUGCUGGAUUCUGCUCAUAAUUAUUUGGUAUCACGUGGAUAUAUUAAUUUUGGAGUUGCACCGGCUAUUAAGGAUAGGAUUCCAGCUGAGCCGAGUAAGCCUAGUGUUAUCAUUAUUGGGGCAGGACUUGCGGGGUUAGCUGCAGCGAGGCAUCUGAUGAUGUUUGGCUUUAAGGUUACAAUUUUGGAGGGAAGAAAACGUCCGGGCGGAAGAGUGUACACGAAAAAAAUGGAAGGUGGGAAUAAGGUGGCUGCUGCUGAUUUGGGAGGAAGUGUGUUGACAGGUACACUAGGGAACCCACUUGGUCUUUUGGCGCGGCAGCUCUCUUACACACUUCACAAGGUCAGAGACAAAUGCCCUCUUUAUCGCGUGGAUGGGAAGCCAGUUGAUCAAGAUUUAGAUCACAAGGUGGAGACUGCUUAUAACCUACUUUUGGAGAAGGCAAGCACGCUCAGGCAGUUAAUGGGAGCAGUUUCUCAGGAUGUAUCUCUUGGAGCAGCACUGGAGACUUUCCGUCAGGACUAUGAAAAUGCUGUGAAUGAAGAGGAGAUGGGUUUGUUUAAUUGGCAUCUAGCAAAUCUAGAAUAUGCAAAUGCAGGUCUGAUUUCCAAGCUUUCCUUAGCAUUUUGGGACCAAGAUGACCCCUUUGACAUGGGAGGGGAUCAUUGCUUCCUGCCUGGAGGAAACGCAAAACUAGUUCAGGCAUUAGCUGAAAAUAUACCUAUUCUUUAUGAAAAAAUUGUGCAUACCAUUCGUUAUGGUAGUGAUGGAGUACAGGUUGUAGCUGGGGGGCAAGUAUUUGAGGGAGAUAUGGCACUGUGCACUGUUCCUCUUGGAGUUCUGAAAGGUGGUUCUAUUAAGUUCAUUCCAGAGUUGCCUCAGCGGAAGCUUGACGGAAUAAAAAGAUUGGGAUUCGGAUUGUUAAAUAAGGUUGCAAUGCUUUUCCCAUAUGUGUUCUGGGGCACUGAUCUUGAUACCUUUGGGCAUCUUACUGAUAAUUCUGGUAGCAGGGGUGAAUUCUUUCUGUUCUAUAGCUAUGCAACUGUUGCUGGUGGUCCCUUAUUGUUAGCUCUAGUUGCUGGAGAAGCUGCACACAAGUUUGAGACGAUGCCCCCGACUGAUGCAGUGACAAAAGUUCUUCAAAUUCUAAAAGGUAUAUAUGAACCACAAGGGAUUGAAGUUCCAGAGCCAAUCCAAACUGUAUGUACGAGAUGGGGAAAUGAUCCUUUCAGCCUGGGUUCUUACUCUAAUGUUGCAGUGGGGGCAUCAGGAGAUGACUAUGAUAUUUUAGCUGAAAGUGUGGGUGAUGGCAGACUUUUCUUUGCUGGUGAGGCCACAAAUAGGCGCUAUCCUGCCACUAUGCACGGAGCUUUCCUUAGUGGGCUCAGAGAAGCUGCGAACAUAGCCCACCAUGCUGAGGUUAGAGCCAUGGGUUUGAAGGUUGAGAAAAAACCAUCAAAGAGUGCUCAUUAUUAUGCUACUGUUUUGGAUGACUUAUUUAGGGAGCCAGACGUGGAAUUUGGUAGUUUUUCUAUAAUUUUUGCUAGUAAGAGUUCGGAUCCUGAGUCACCAGCAAUUUUGAGGGUGAAUUUCAAUGUGCCCCAAUCGCGGAAUCAUGGUGGGACAAGGCCUGAUAGACAUCUUUCUAAUAAAUUACUUUUUCAGCAGCUUCAGUCCCAAUUUAAUAACCAGCACGACCUUCAUGUUUAUACCUUGUUAUCCAAGCAACAAGCGCUUGACCUUAGAGAGGUCAGAGGUGGUGACCCGAUGAGACUGAAUUUCCUUUCUGAGAAACUUGGGGUGAAACUGGUUGGUAGAAAAGGUUUGGGUCCAAAUAUUGAUUCUAUAAUUGCUUCAAUUAAGGCUGAGAGGGGAACGCGCAAACAUGGUUCCAGAUCUCUUACACCUAAAUCUGGUGUCAUGAAGUCAAAAGCCACCAAUAUCAAGGGGAAAACAGUUAGAAAGGCUAAAGUUGUAAGCGGAGGCAAUAGAAUCACUUCAUUCCCUGCUGUUAGCAGCAGGAUUAAAGCAGUUGGUAGCAGCACUACCAUGAUUCCUCUGACAAAUGUUGACUUGGAACCUAAACCAGUUGGCGGCAUUGGAUCUGUAGCUUCUCCAAGUUUGAAUAUUGGUGUAAGUGACAACGUUGGGUCAAAUUCAGUGGGCAGUGGUUCUGUACACCUGCUUCCCAAUGCAAGCAUUGGUGAUAAGUUUGACGGUAAUAUUGAUAGUUAUACAGUUCCAAUUUUGGAUGUUGGAGGAAAGACAGGAAGCAAUAGCGAUGGGCCUGUUUAUCCCAGGAGUACAUAUGAUGAUAGCACAGAUACAUGUGCUCCGCCUUCUAGUGGAAAUUCCGCUAUUCAGCAUACAUCAGGUGAUGGGGAGUUGGAAACUAUGAUGCUUGACGGGGAAUCGAGGAUGUGAUUGUCAGCUUGACACCUAUCGCUUGCUUACUCGUCGCUUUCAAGAGUUACACAUAUUUUACAACCGACUCCCAUCUUAUGAUACUGCAGUCUGCAGUUGUUCUGUCUAGUGUUUUUGUUAUACUGCUGCGUAACUUAGAAGGCAUCCAUUUGGGAUUUCUAGCCCAUUGUGUAUAUUGCAACUUUUAGGAGCUCACCAACCUUUGCAGUUUUAGUUGCCAAUUUCUCAGUACAGUUGUACAUUAUCCCUAGGAGGGGAACCUUUUUUUUGAUAUAUAGAUGCAGUAAAGAUUUUUCCUGA